This is a messenger RNA of Ostrinia furnacalis (Asian corn borer), 664 nucleotides long. RefSeq lists its product as uncharacterized. The record is from RefSeq and is a predicted model, not a curated record. Bases 46 to 504 code for a protein of 152 amino acids. Lineage: Eukaryota; Metazoa; Arthropoda; Insecta; Lepidoptera; Crambidae. The transcript is spliced from 3 exons.
AUUGAGACAAAUUUGGUAUUCUGCUAAAACUUGUAUACAAUAUCAAUGGAGUCCCCACUUCUUUAUGCUAAUUCAGGUGUUUUUAUUUCCAGUGUUGAUGAAAUGCCACAAGAUGAUCCUGGAUCUCCUCAAAUUGAGUUUAUUGAUUUUGAGCACCGCCCUGGGCCCUCAGGUUCUCAGCUUCGUGAGCCUAUGGUUCCAACAGACCAGUCUGACUAUACAGCCUCUCAGGCUUUAAGAGAGUCUGCGGAGCGUAGAGUCCAAAGCCAACAAUAUCAGCCUGCAAGCUCUCAGGCUAGACGGAUCUCUAAGCAGUCUGUUCCGCGGCGACGUCGUCGUCGGCGUCAGGAAGUUACUGAACUAGAAGAUCCGUCUUUGCGCAGGGCAACGGAGAGAUUGGAGGCCUUGGAGCAUGCAAGUGCGCAAGCCACUCGAGAGGACGCACAAGCCACAAAUAGCCGCAGCGCUCGAGGCCUUAGGGAACAGGCUGAAAGAUCCCUUUAAAAUUAUAUUAGUGGAUCAACCGCAAAUGGUAAAUCACAUAAUUAUGUAACAUUAGAAUAUUAAUAAUUAUAAAAUAUUAUGUUUGCAGAGGCGUAGUGAUAAAUUGACAAACUUAGUUUUUAAUUUGUGCAUCUUUUCUUAAACUAUUUUCCUCUUUUUC